AUGGACCGCAACGGUACAGCAAUGGCGAAGCAUCAUGUCCAAAAGCGAUGCUUGUUAUGGGACUGGACAAAUACGCGCGACCGGCCAGACGCCAUCGACCAGCUCUUCGAAAACUCCAGCGACUCAAUUGAACAGGCUUUUAAAUCAGUACACAAUUGGAAUGCGUGGUAUCCACCUGAGUUGAAGGGUCGGCUUCCCUUCCGACCCAUGAUUCGGACGCGCGAGCAGCUGAUCUCGGAAGAGUGGAAUUGGAUCCGCGACUCAGAAGCCGAGAUUGUCCACUAUCUCAACGAGCCGGAGCGGCAGGGAAUCUCGCCGCAAGAAGCGGCCGACUGGUGGUCGCACAAGGUUGUGCCGGAAUUGCGAGACACGCGUGGAAAGAAGCUUGUCGGACCAGCAUGCGCCAGUGAUGAUGCGGGCGACAAGUGGCCUACCGCCUUUAUGAGCUCCGUGGGAAAUGAUGCUGCGAAGAAGCCGGAUUUCCUUGGCGUGCAUUACUACAGCGGCGACAUCGAGCAUGCUAAACAGUACAUCACCUCAAUGCACGAGAAGUACGGCUUGCCACUGAAUAUAUCGGAAAUUGCAUCUAUCAGCAGGGAUAUCAAAGAAGUUGAGGAUUUCACUGAAGAGUUGAGCGAGUGGAUGGAUUCGCAGGAUUGGAUAGACGAGUACGGGUGGUUUGGAUGCAUGGCACACUGCGCUGAUGACUUCGUUAGUCCGGCGGCGCAGUUGAUGGAUAGGGAUGGAAGAUUCACAUUUCUGAUGAAGAAACUAAUGAGAUCCUGA
Messenger RNA from Colletotrichum karsti, 786 nucleotides. RefSeq lists its product as uncharacterized. The transcript has a single exon. The record is from RefSeq and is a predicted model, not a curated record. Gene Ontology annotation, biological process: fungal-type cell wall polysaccharide metabolic process. NCBI's taxonomy places the organism in Eukaryota, Fungi, Ascomycota, Sordariomycetes, Glomerellales, Glomerellaceae. Bases 1 to 786 code for a protein of 261 amino acids. Gene Ontology annotation, cellular component: fungal-type cell wall.